This is a messenger RNA of Trichechus manatus latirostris (Florida manatee), 309 nucleotides long. RefSeq names its product goosecoid homeobox 2 (gene GSC2). The transcript is spliced from 3 exons. Gene Ontology annotation, molecular function: RNA polymerase II cis-regulatory region sequence-specific DNA binding; DNA-binding transcription factor activity, RNA polymerase II-specific. Gene Ontology annotation, biological process: regulation of transcription by RNA polymerase II. NCBI's taxonomy places the organism in Eukaryota, Metazoa, Chordata, Mammalia, Sirenia, Trichechidae. Gene Ontology annotation, cellular component: nucleus. Bases 1 to 309 code for a protein of 102 amino acids. The record is from RefSeq and is a predicted model, not a curated record.
AUGUCUGAAGCUCCAAGGCUGGAGGAGAUCACCAAAGCGCUCACCGGCCCGGGUCUGCAGCGGCGCACGCGGCGCCACCGCACCAUCUUCAGCGAGGAGCAGCUGCAGGCCCUGGAGGCGCUCUUCGUGCAGAACCAGUACCCCGACGUGGGCACGCGGGAGCGCCUGGCCGGCCGCAUCCGCCUGCGCGAGGAGCGCGUAGAGGUCUGGUUCAAGAACCGCCGGGCCAAGUGGCGACACCAGAAGCGCGCGUCAGCGUCCUCGAGGCUCCUACCCGGAGCCAAGAAACCACCCAAGGAGGGCUGUUGA